Messenger RNA from Pygocentrus nattereri (red-bellied piranha), 3763 nucleotides. It is a transcript of the gene cpa6, whose product is annotated as carboxypeptidase A6. Gene Ontology annotation, molecular function: metallocarboxypeptidase activity; zinc ion binding. Lineage: Eukaryota; Metazoa; Chordata; Actinopteri; Characiformes; Serrasalmidae. Gene Ontology annotation, biological process: proteolysis. The transcript has 11 exons. The record is from RefSeq and is a predicted model, not a curated record. Bases 140 to 1432 code for a protein of 430 amino acids.
AUCCCACCUGCCCCCUUUUCUGCCCCUCGUAGUUGCCCCAGCGUGUGCAGGACCAACAUGCCCAGCAGCAGUAACAGCGUCCCAACUCAGCUGAAGCAGAAGAGCAGCACGCGUGCGGAUCUGUAGCGGUGUGUGAAGGAUGGCGGUGCUGCUGGCUCUCUGCGCUGCGGUUUGCUGCUCUGCUCUUCAGACUGUGGGCGCCAAGCUUUACUCCAAUAGAUACGAGGGUGAUCAAGUGUUGAGGAUAAUCCCCAGCAGUCAUGUGGAGAUCCAGUUGCUCAAACAGCUUUUUCAAAACAUAACGGUGGACUUCUGGCAGCCUAGCAGCACUUCUUUUAUCCACAUGGGCAGCUCAGUGGACGUCCAUGUGGGACGAAACAGCACAGGACGUCUCAAAGCUCAUCUCCAACAGACCCACAUCCACUAUAAGGUGCUCAUUCCCAAUCUCCAGAAGGAAAUGGAAAAACAGGCAGGAAAUCGGUCCUCCAGAAAGCGCCGGUCAGAAUUCCAGUACGACUAUGAGGUGUAUCAUCCCUUGGAGGAGAUCCAGAGUUGGAUGUUUGAAAUGAACCGGACACACCCGCACCUGGUGGACAUGUUUUCUAUUGGAUGGUCCUAUGAGGGACGGCCACUGUAUGUGCUAAAGUUAGGAAACAGAAAACGGCUUCAUAAGAAGGCGAUGUGGAUAGAUUGUGGAGUUCACGCACGCGAAUGGAUCGGCCCGGCCUUCUGCCAGUGGUUCGUCAGAGAAGCCGUGAACUCCUACCUGCGCGAUUCCAGUAUGAGGCGACUGAUGAAUCAGCUGAAUAUCUACAUCAUGCCUGUCUUCAAUGUGGAUGGAUAUCACUACAGCUGGAAAACCGACCGCUUCUGGCGGAAAACGCGCUCCAAAAAUGCCAAGUAUCACUGCCGUGGGGUCGACGCCAACCGCAACUGGAAGGUGAAGUGGUGUGAUGAAGGAGCUUCCUUACACCCAUGUGACGACACAUAUUGUGGCCCUUUCCCCGAGUCUGAGCCUGAAGUGAAGGCUGUGGCCAGGUUCCUACGCAAACACAGAAAGCAUGUCAAGGCUUAUAUAUCCAUCCACGCCUACGCUCAAAUGCUCCUGUACCCCUACUCCUACAAAUACGCCACCAUCCCCAACUUCGACUGUGUGGAAACAGCCGCGCAGAACGCUGUGAGUGCCCUUUACUCUGCAUAUGGAGUGAGGUACAGAUAUGGACCUGCCUCCACCACGCUGUACGUAAGCUCGGGGAGCUCUAUAGACUGGGCCUACAAGAACGGAAUCCCUUAUGCUUUCGCCUUUGAGCUGCGAGACACAGGCUAUUAUGGCUUCCUCCUGCCCGAGGCCCUAAUUGGCCCCACCUGCAUGGAGACCAUGAGGGCAGUGAGAGCCAUCGCCUCGGGCUUGCUGAAGAAAUGCACCAGCUGAACCCUGAGGACAUCUCUCUCUCUCUGUCACUCUCUCUCUCUCUCUCUCUCUCUCUCUCUCUCUCUCACUCUCUCAACUGCUCCAUCCCUUCGUCAUGCCCCUGGAGCAGCUUUUAAAGCUAACAUGUCCCUACAGGCUGUUCCUUAAUGUGUCAGUGCUGAUAUCUCAAAGCGCAUGUCAUGAGGGCAUCCAAAACAGCUGACGGGUGUGGGUGGGUGAUACAGACGAAAUGUACCAUCACAAUACUUGGAGAUAUUUUCACGAUACAUGAAAUAUAUCAUCAUUAUUGAGUUUCGCAGAAAAGUAAAAAUACUCUCAAAAAGGACUAAAAUCUAUGGGCAUAAUGAAUAUUUCAGAAAGAAUAGGAGGAAUAAUCAAGCAAUUGGUAAAAGUAAGCCGUUACAUUUUAAAUUAAGACCAUAAAUGUGUUUUCUAAGUGUGACACUUCAACCCUAUAGAAGCAUUUAAUUAGCAACGUUCAAAUGAAAAGGUAAUAUGUAAAAUGGUAGUGUAUUCUAAUAUUUGAAUUUAGAAUUACCCACUUUUACAUGCCACUUUGGGCUUAAAAUGAAAAUUCAAAUUCAAUUUUACUGUUUUAAUUUGCCAUUUGGUGUACUAGUAUUGGCAUUUCAUUUACACAGAGAUUUCAAUGCUUUUCAAGAAGCUUUAUUGAAAUUAAAAUACAUUUCCAGAACUGCACAUUCAGUCCUUAUAUGAUUACACAAUUUUGGUGUCAAUAAGAUAAUUCAAAUGUAAUUUAUAAUGACCUUAUUUGCAUUUGCGCUCUCUAAUAAUAGUUUUGAAAUUGCAUUGUCAAAUGUACGCUAAGCUAGAAAGAUGGCAAAUUGCAUGUAAAUAGGAAAACAGCGCCUCUCUUCUUCUCUUCUUUCUGAUUACAUCUUCUGACUGUGCUCAUUCUGCCUUUGACCUAAUUGCAUUUGGGAUAAAAUCUUAGCGAAUGAAGCAAAUGCCAUUAAUGAUGAUUAACUACACAAAUACUGCUAUUAAUCAGUAUAACUUAUGGAAUAAUGCUCUGCUAUCCAGUUAUACAGAGAAAAUCGUAAUAUAUAUCACAAUACCAGUAAUAUAUCAUCAUAUCGCCCACCCAUGGCUCAAAGUAAAACAGUAAUAUCGCACUCUUAUUCUUAUACCUCACUUACCCUCAUUUCCAUCAGACUGUUGUUCAGAGUGCCUUUGCCUUGUCCUGCACCAAGGGUAAAUGCCCUGUGGCCUUAUGGAGAUGCACUUUUGUGAGUAAACAAAGUGUUUCUGAAUGUCCUGCUGUUUCAGAGCACUUGCUGAAACACCUCAGCUGCAGUACGAUCCAUAAGAAGAGCAAAGACCAAAGAAUGUAAACAUUGUAUACUUUUAUAUUCUAGUAAGUAUAUUUUGUAUAGAAUUAUUUAACGGUGGCUUUAUACAUAAUGCAGAGCUACGAAACCAGGCGAAAGCUACACUGAACUGUGUAUGAUGUGCAAUGGACCAUUGAAGUACAUUCAAACAAUGAUGGGGAAAGUACAGGAAACACUUCCUCAUGGGGUUUCCCCUUUUUUUUAAUGAUGUCAAGCAACAACACUUUUAGAUAAUGACAUUUUCCAUAUAUUGCAUUGACAGUAGCAUUUUACUGUACUUCAGACAGGUUUCUAGCUCUUUUACUGUGCUAACCUAUUUAUAGACGUAAACUGUUAUAACUGUUCGUAAUACAGCACUGUGCAAAAGUCAGAGACCACACCUCAUUCAUUUCAGUGUCAGGAAACUCCUGGUCUCCAGUACAGUAUUAUGGAUGAUGGUAUGUAUUUUAUGGCCUGUAUUUGUUACAUGCAUAUUCAAAAAUGUUUUUUUUAUGUUUAGCAUCUUAUACAGAAAAUAUGGGAGCUAUACAUAAAGUAAUGGAGCUUUUAUCUUUAUGGGCUUUUUAUUAUGUUUUUAUGGCCUGAAGCUUCAAUAUUCAAAUUUUUACUCUAUAUUACUAUUACUAAUACUUUGUACUGAAUUUCAGACUGGUUUUUAUAUUCUAGCCUAUUUAUAGAGCGGUAAUUAUUUAAUAUAAUAUGCAAUAUGUGUGCUGGAUAUAAUGAUCAUUUCUGUACUGUUCCUCUGUUUAGUUUGUAACUGUAGUACAGCAGUUUUGUCUAGAAGUUAAAGAUGAAUAUAAAUCACCUGUUCUGGAUUGUACAACACACCCGAAUGGGGUUUGAUCAUUCAAACAGCGGACCCUCCGAGAUGGUGUAUUCUGUAAUCUUUUCAUAAUGAAGGCUCGUCUUUGGGUUUUAUUCAGGCAGCCCCAUUGUAGGAGCUCAGAAAUAAAAGACUAGCGCCGCUCCUUUGAAA